GGAGGGGGUACUGCACGCUGACGCUAUCCCUCUCAGGAAGCGGAGAAACCGCUGAGAUUCUUUGAGAUAGUUUUGUAUCCCGAAUUUUUUUUUUUACAUAUAUAUAUAUAUAUAUAUUUUCAUGGUUUAGUUUGUGUUAAUAAUGCUGGAUGGUCGUUCCGAUGAGAUUCACCAAGGACAUAUGCAGGCUGCUAGGGAUCGGCAGCGGUGAGGAACCCGUCUGGGAAAGUUUGUUUCCCUUCAUUAAUGCCCCCACUGAGCGCAGGGAGGAGCAUAUGGAUUAUGGGGAAGGGACUUUGGACAACAGUGCAAGAGGCAUGACACUAAUACAGGAUGAAGGGAUGAGCCUGGAGGAGAGUCUCGGUGAGGAGGAGCGAGCCAGACGGAAAGCAGAAAAACGGCGGGCCAAAAAAAAGCGACAGAGGGAAAGAAAGAAACUGGAAAAGGUAAAAGAGAGCGAAGACAACGAGCAGGAGGAAGAAGAAGAGGAAGACGAGGAGGAGGAGGAGAGUGAGAGUGAGGAGGAGGCUGAGGAGGUGAGAGAGCCGGUCUCGCACAGCAUGGGGAGAGCCACACAGCCGCUGGCUGCCACAGGGAACAAGAACAACCACCAAUCCAACCCCAGCUCCACCGAGGAGGAGCUGGAGUGGGAUGUAAACAGCGCCUUUGUAGCCAAUGCUGCCAGUCACAUCAAACCAAAGAGCCGAACCAAAAUGAGUAGCAAAUCCAAAGAAAACAAAGAGAAUGAGGCCAAAACUGGAGAGGUGAAUGGUACAGACACAGGCAUAAAGAGGAGCACACCUUUGGCAGAAAAAGGGAUCAAGUUGGUGGAGCAAGGACAGUAUUCUCAGGCAGUCACUAUGUUUACAGAAGCAAUCAAAUAUGAUCCAAAGGAUUACAGGUUUUUUGGGAAUCGCUCGUACUGUUAUGAAUGUGUGGAGCAGUACAACUCUGCACUCGCUGAUGCUGAAACAUCAAUCCAACUUGCUGCUGAUUGGCCAAAGGGCUAUUUCCGGAAAGGGAGAGCAUUAAUGGGGAUGAAGAGGUACAGCGAGGCAGUGAAAGCCUUGAGUGUGGUGCUGAAGCUGGACCAGAACUGUGAGGAUGCUGUGAAUGAGAUCUUCAACUGCAGAGUCCUUCAUCUCAUGGAGCUGGGGUUUAAACUGCAGCAGAGCAUUCUCCUCUUAAACAGGUUCACCACAGUGCAGGGAGUCCUGGCCUCUCCUGAAGCUGCCAAAGUGGCAGCUGACCUGGACUCUUUGCUGGACCAAUCUAGAAACCCUUGUGCCUCUCUCUGGGUGGGGAACGUGACGGUUGAUGUAAAGGAGAAACAGCUGCGAGACCUGUUCAAAAGUUAUGGAGAGAUCGACAGUAUUCGUGUUCUCCAUGAGAGAUUCUGUGCCUUUGUGAAUUUCAUAAGCGCAACGGCAGCGGCCACAGCAAUGGAGAAGCUGCAGGGCAAGGAGAUUGAGAGCACCAGGCUGGUGAUCCGCUACCCAGACAGACGACCCCAGCGAGACCCCGCUUCACCACAGAGGCCCGCAGUCUUGCCGGUACCAGCGCCUGCACAGCCUGCCAAACCCCAGUCAGCAGCCACUUCCACCACUGGGCCAAGGCGCAGAGGUCCCGUUCAUGGAGAUGAGUGUUACUUCUGGAGAACCACCGGCUGCCAUUUUGGUGACAAGUGCCGCUUCAAACACAUUCCUGAUCACCGCGGGAGGGACAAGAAGCCUUGGCAGUCCUGAGAAUCUGUGCUGUGCACACUGCCACAGGGCGGGAGGGACGGGGGGUGGGAGCGGGGUAAAAGUGUGAUCGUUAAAGUGUGUCUGGUAGGUGGACACAGAUGUUUGGGUAUUUUUGAAUGGUGUUUAGGGGAGGGUACCCCUAAAUCACAAUUCUUGGUUGUCCACCCAACAGCACACUCACCAGCCCAUUCUUCCAUAAUAAUAAUGUGUCUAAAUGAUUUUAGAAAGACUUCCUGUUAAGAUCUCAGUCGCACAGUACAGUAUUUAAAUUGCAAAGCAAGGUCUUGAAAGACUCUCAAAGUGCUUUAAUCCCAAAUAGAUCUUUUGUUUUAGAGACGUCCAAGACAAGCCCAUAGACACACACUUGAGUUGGGUUAGUGUUCGUGGUUGGGAGAUCAUGGGCUAUGAAGGUAAUGAAACAAAACUAGACUACCAGAGCAAUAGUAUUGCACUUUCAUUUAAAAAAAUGUGCUUAGACUUCCUGUGGAAUCCACAGAACAAGUGCCUUCCAUUAUCUUUCUAGCUCUAUCUAUCUAUCUAUGUAUGUGUGACUGUAUGCAUGCGGGUGUGUUUUGGCGUACUAUUUAAGUCUUUUUACAUUAUAAAGAUGAACUUACUUUCUUUUAACCUUUGCACUCCUGAUUGGGAGCAGGUGACCCACUCGAUCAACUCUAGAGAUGGUGUGCGCGGCCCCAUCACUUCCACUUUGUAAAUAGAAAGCUUAAUGCUGCUGUUUCAAUAGCACUAUUCCAAAAUACCCCAACCCCUUUCCCCUAAAAUUUAGUGUUUCGUUAAAAAUAAGAGAUGCGAAACCUGUGUAGCCAAAAGCCGCUGCUUGGUGUUGACUCUAGAAGCGGACUGAAAGAAUCUUUUUUGCGAGGACAGAGCUGCUAAUUACCAGCAGUUCAAAUCAGAAUCAGCGAACCUCUUUCAGGGGUAUUGUGAAACACUACUGUCUAUAGACUGGGCCUGGGUGUGGAUUUCUAGAUCCCAGCAAUGGAGCAUUGUCCCUUCCACACUAUCUAUAAUCUUGGCACUGGCAUAAUUCAUAGAAAAUAGCAGUUACAAAAAUUAAUUUGUGUGUUUCAGUAUGGUAUUUUUGUUCCCAUGCAUUCCCCAAUAUAAUCUAUGCAAGAGCACUUUUAAACGGGGAAAUGGUGGGUUCAAUUAAGUUUCCCUUUGUAGACUUAUUAGGAUGCUGUGGAAAAUGUUUCUUGUUUAAGUUACUGUAACUGGUAUGAAAACUUACUUCAGAACCUUGCUACUGUAAUACUGGAUUCAGGCCACCAGGUGUCAGGAUCAGUCCUAUAAUUACCCCCACCCCGCCCCACUUCUGGUACAGCAGAGAGCUCAAAGCAUUGCACCACCAUAAGGAUGGAAAUUAAAGACUAAAAGACUGAGUCCUAUGACCGCCCCUCCCCUUAAAGGUACAGUAGCAUUUGCAGAGUAAUAAAAACCCCUUUACUAAUGGUCUGCACUCAAAGUUUCACAACUUAUCACUAGAUUUAUUUUGCACGUUUUUAUCAGUAUAUGAACCAUAGCUUUUUUUUCUGCACACGGUGUGUUUGUUAAUAGCCUGUAUUAAUCCUAAAACUGAUUGACUACUGCAGAGAAGUUAAUUUACAGUUAGGCUAUGUGUUUGUUGUUUUCUUAUUGUUUAGGAGAUAUUACACAAAGUUUUUGCAACCAGAGCUUUUCUGAGGAUGCGUAACUAAAGUUGUUUUCAUUGUGGGGCUGUUUAUUUUGCAGUUUCACUUUUGAAUUCCUGGUGUGUUCCUAUUCUUUAAUGGACAGUGGGGAGAUAUAACACUGAACAUGUUGUGUCUAGCUUAGCUAGGUCAAUUACUUUGUGCUUGCUUUUUGGAGACAUGCAAAGAAAUCAGAUUCAACGUACCCCUCUUUGGAAGUAAAAACACAGUUAAAAUCCCAUUUAAAAAAAUCAAAAUAAUCCUUUAAAGGGAAAGUGAUUUUUAGCUACAGUAUUUCUUUUUUUGCACAUGCCUGUUGAUUUUUUUUCUUCCUUUUAUUUAUGUAUUUAUUUUCGUGCUUGAAGCCCCAGUUGCCCAUCCCAUACUGCUGUGGGCUUGUAUUAGGGAGCUAACAGACCAAUCUAAUGGGACCAGCUGCAGUGCAAACAGAACUGUACCGUUACCUCCCACAUGUACAGUGGUUCAAAAGACAUUUGACUCUCCCCCCCCCCCCCCCCUGAAGAACAGAUUACAGUGAUAUUUCUCAAACCCUUACCCAGAGGUUUACUAUCAUGAAGGUUUCUGGGCAAACACUGUUUUAUGUUUUGUUUUUUUAUACUGAAGCUGAUAUUUCUAAGCGGUUUGUUGUGGUAAGUUGAGAAUAGAACACUGUAAACAGGCAGGCUGCAUCGUUUCAAAUAGGUACAUUCUUACAUUCAUUCUGUUUCCCGUAAGUGUUACUUAAUGUGUCUGUCUGCACUGCUGCCAAAAUGUAAAUAAUGCAUAAAAUGUAUUUUAAGCUUUUUGUUUCGUCUGCUUGUGAAUGUUUGUUUGUUUGUUUGUUUGUUUGUUUGUUUGUUUGUUUGUUUGUUUUUAAAGGGUCAGUGGUGGUGGUCAGUGUGCCACUCUGCUGUGUACUGGAGAAUAAUAAUAAAGACCAUAUUGAACAAAAAAAACAAGGAAUCACAAACAUGCUGUUCCUGUUAGGCUUCUGUUAGGCUUCUACUAGGCUGAAGGAUUUUUUUUUUAAGUCUAAGAAAAAUAGUAGGGUUCGGGGAGGGAUGUUAUACUGUGGUUAGGUUUAUUUUGUGGUCUGUUUGUUGCCAGGAAUAGAGACAAGUAGCAUACAGGGAUGGAAAUUACUUCCAUUGCAUAGCAGUGCAUUCUCGGUUUUACUAUGAGUUUAAUAAGACAUACCUGAGCUUGGUACGGAAACACUGUGGCUAAUCAAACUCGAAAUAUAACCUGGAAUGGGCGACAUUGCUGUGCAAUAGGAGUCUUACUUUCGUCCCUGGUGUGUGGAAGUAUGUGGAUGUUUGUGUGUGUGUGUGUGUGUGUAUAUAUAUGGUAUUUCAUAGAUUACAGGUUUAUCAUUUCAUAUAAAUUACCAUUGUCUUUUGUAUUAUAACUUACAUUUUUUCACCCAAAUUGAAGCCAUCACUACAGUUACUUAACUUAUCCCACUGUUGAUUAGAUUACAUUGUGGGUUAUUGCACUGCCUGAAUUCUUCACUGUGCGGUUUCAGCCUUUACAAUAAAAGAUCCAUUAUAACUG
This is a messenger RNA of Acipenser ruthenus (sterlet), 4987 nucleotides long. RefSeq names its product general transcription factor 3C polypeptide 3-like. The transcript has 16 exons. The coding region runs from base 150 to 1745 and encodes 531 amino acids. Gene Ontology annotation, molecular function: RNA binding; metal ion binding; protein binding. NCBI's taxonomy places the organism in Eukaryota, Metazoa, Chordata, Actinopteri, Acipenseriformes, Acipenseridae. The record is from RefSeq and is a predicted model, not a curated record.